CCCCGCCCAAAAUGGGGAUUAUUGCGUUCGGAUCUGGUGGUCCUUCAAGCUCGUCCUCCGAUGCCGCGGAACGGAUCAACAGCGGCUUGCUCACAGCCCUCGAAACGUCAGUCAUGGCCGUGGCACGGGAAAAAAGCAAAGGUCUCAGCGGCGCAAAACAAUCAGCGACAGCAACUUAAACCGCUAUUGCAAUGGCUUCUUCCUCUUGCCGUUAGCGGUGCUGUGCUGCUUGGCCUCUACUGCCUGUUCUCUUUUUUCGUGGUAGAAUGGCCCCACGAUGAUCGAGUGCUCCUCGUGCUGCUGUGCUACAUUGGUGGAGUGGUCUUGGUCGAAGCCGCCGAAAGUGCCAUCAAAAGGUUUGGGGGCGUGCACCCGGCUGUCGCUCACUUCAGGGCCGACGCUUCCACGUACAUGGCGUCCUUCGUAAUAGUAGUGGUGGUAGUCACGCAGGGCGUGUGGAGCAGAAUAGGGGACCUCCGGUCUUCUCUCGCUGUGCUUUCCUGUGGCUUCCUCGUUUAUCAGGUUGCACCGCUUCUCGGCGGUCACCAACCGGAAGGCGGGGUAUCUCCUCGGCCAGCCCAGGGCAGUGAUGGUGGUCACAGCCUUCCUUUUCGGAAGCGGAUUUGGAAAGCCGUUAAAAAGUGCAUCCCCACCGCCGUUGGCGUCUUGCUGUCUACUGCGGCCACCUUCGUGACAGGCGGUGGAUUAUUACUCGGGCUUGAGAUAGCCGGGGCUGCGUGGACCGCUUUCCAAGAAAUGCGCCUGGCGCUCCGCGAGGGGCGGCCAGAGACGCAGGAAACACCCUGCUCGACUCAAGACGUUUCUCUGCAAGGUGUCGUUACUUGGUUCACUUCAGGGCCAAUGCGGCGUGUAUGGUCUCCCGUCCUACUGCCCACCCUCCUGCUCUGGGUCACGUACCGCACAGUAUGCUCGUGGCCAGAGGAUUGCACGGAAUGGCUGGUGUUCCUGCUGAAGGCGUCGGCGACGAGUGUGUGCACCACGCACCUCAUGCAACAAACUGUGCGUGAGGCUGUCACAUCGGCGCAAGACAAUGGAAGUAGCGGUUCCACCACGUGGGCCGACAAGGCUUUCGAGUGCUUGCGUUGCGUCUGUUGCGUGGCCGCGUGGACUCUCCUCCUGCUGUGCUCUUUCACAGUGUUAGGACACCACGAAAGCUUUGUAGGAAUUCUGGCGGUGGUUCUUGUCGUCACUAUCGUGGCCUUCCGAAUCCGUUGCGAGAGAACCUGGCGCGGGUUGAUGCUAGUGUUUUCGGUGACUCUGCUGGCAAUAAUGGUCAGGGUAGCCUGUGUGAAACUCUUUCACAUUUUCGAGGUUUUCAACCGAGUGAGGUCCAAAGACGUCGUCGCCCGCUCUCGGUGGUCCCGCUUCAUCCUGAGUUAUUUUUAUCGUUUCAUCCAGGGCUUUAAAGAUUUCUUGGAACUCCGUGAACAUGAACGCGCCGAUAGUUGGUCUGUUUGCCAUUAAUGCCGGGCGCUUGGUUCGGUUCCGUGGUCCCUUUGAGCACCGUCUGCGGUUGGCCCUAGAUGGUGAGUUGGAUGUAUCGCUUUGUCAUCGUUCGUUUGAAGUGUUGUAGCAGUAUUAGCGGAUGUUCGUUAGGGCCAUCUCGCUCUUGCCGCAAAGGUCAACUAACUGUGUGUUUUCGUGACUGGUGAUGUCGGACAAGAUCGUUAGAGCAAACUUGUGUAGGGGCGAGAGUCGUGUUACUCAUUUUGGAUACGCUCUUUGUGCGUAUCCUCGCUUUCGUUGCGGAUUCUGACGACUCGUAGUACUUAAAAUUUCGUAUUGAAGUUUGUACGUUCGUGGUUAUAAUGGUACUGUUGUAUGGGAUGUUGAAAGAUUAGAGCAACGUUUAGUUGGGUGCAGUUUUCGUUGUAUACGGUAUCACCGUGAAUGGCUGUUUAUCAUUCACAAACAGAAGCAAUACCUUUUUCGUAGAGCACACGCCAUGAUUCACGAUCAUCUUCGAGGAGAGAGGGUGCACACGAUGGGUGACCAGCUUACAGUCGGGGUCCCUCUACAGUGCGGGUUAUAUAGUGCGGGUGCCCGCUAUAGUGCGGGUGGAAUCGCUUGGCACAACUUGAACCCCUCUAUAGUGCGGGUUUGAUCCCUCUCCAGACCCUCGAUAGUACGGGUUCUGACAUUUCUUCGUUUUUUGUUUUUUUGUAUCGAAUGUGUUUUUUUGUAUCGUGUGUGGAAUGUGGGUCAGUUUAUUGCGGGUGUUCGUCAGUUUUUUUUUCUUCGUGCGUUCACCCCACCUACAGUAGCCCCCGAAAAAAUGGUGUUGCUUUGCGUAGUGACGUUUUGUGAAAGAAACUGAGAAGCAGAGUCUUUGCCUGUGUCGUCUUUGCUUUUGGAGUGUUCCCCCCUUUGCUUUUCGCAUCUGUGGGUUACUCUGGAGUGGUUUUGAAGGUUAUUUUUCGAAGACGUUCCUCGGUUGUGUGUGAGGAUGGAUGCGGACGUGUUCCAUUUGGCUCGUAGACAUUGUCCUCUCAAUAAUUUAAUAAUAUUUAAGGGG
Ectocarpus siliculosus is the source of this 2536-nucleotide messenger RNA. The record is from the annotation of a GenBank genome assembly. Lineage: Eukaryota; Phaeophyceae; Ectocarpales; Ectocarpaceae.